Messenger RNA from Pelobates cultripes (western spadefoot toad), 34256 nucleotides. The record is from the annotation of a GenBank genome assembly. NCBI's taxonomy places the organism in Eukaryota, Metazoa, Chordata, Amphibia, Anura, Pelobatidae.
ACCGCAGCUUCCGCUCGUGCACGAAACGAGUGACAUCACCACCCGCAUAUCGCCGCCUUGUUAUUGCUCACACUGCGCGGUGUGCGCGUCGCCUCCCUUUCCUCGGGCACGAGUACGUCUAACCGUCUCGCAGCAAGCUGAGCAGCCGUGCGUGUCCGCAGUGAACGUAGCGUCAGGUGGGAGGGGCAGAGAGGGAAAAAGCGCGUGCCACAGGUCCUGUGACGUAGUUGUGGCGCGUGACGGGCAAGCCCGAGAAAGCAGGAGCAGCAGCAUCAGCAGCAAGAAAGCGGCGCGCGAGAAAAGGGGGGGAGGGGCGAAUUGAAGAAGAAGAAGAACACCCGACGGGUCACCGAGCGGAUAGCCGUACACCCAGCGGGCAGUUCGCAGUGCUCCCUGUCAGCCCGCCUCCUGUCACCCUCCCCUGUGGCGUGUGUGGGCGUCUCCGGGUUGUAGCGUGUCCCGGAUAUUGUACAGGGGGCCCUCAGCCACCUCCUCCUCACCUCCCCUCUCCGCCCAGCUCACCCGAACACCCGCCCGGCACCGGCAGCACUAGACACAGCAUCAUGGCGCUGAAACGGAUUCACAAGGUGAGCGGCGCCGCGCUAUGACAGGCCGGGCUCUCAGUCAGGCAGGGACCCCCCCCAUACACCGCCAGCACUGUGUGUCCCCCCGGGGGUCCGUCUCCCACACUGAGCCGCUACACCGGGGGGAGGGGGAAUCACCGCCCGGCUCGCCUCCCAGGCAGCUCGAUCCGCCGGUGACAGGCGGCUGGCGGUGGGUAGGCCCGGGCUGGGUGCGGGCGGCUGGCAGUGUGUGUGGGCUGAGCUGCUCGCCCUGCCCGCUCCCGCAGUGUAAGAUGGCGGCCGUGUGUAUGCGAGCAGCUCACAGACCGGGCCCAGCCUGCAUCCUGUGUGCUCGGCCUGAGUCACCGCUCGGACACACGGAGUGUCAGCCAUGGCCGGCCCUCACAGCCUGCCUCCCCUUUGUGUACUGACAGCUUGUCCCUAACAUGGCCAAUGGCCAGCUCCACUGCCGGGCUGUAUCGAAUAAUGGGCCCGGGGCUAGUAACAUGCUCUCUGUCACAGCGACCAGGGUCUGCCUCGACUGAUAGCAGGCAAGGCCUGUGCCCUCCAUGGCUGACUGGCACCUCCCGGCACCCUUUGUGCUGUAUAGACUUGUGAUCGUAGAAUUACUUGCACUAUGCAUGUCUGAGAGCACCAUUACUUAAGAAUUUGCUGUAUUUAUAUAAUUAGAUGGCCACUUUAAACAUUGCUAAAAACCUGUUCACCGUGUGUUUGUAAGUGACGACAUCUUCUGUAAUGCCAAUACCACCCAUUACCUGAAUGUAUUGAAAGGAAAUACUAGUAGGAUCAGUGUAUCUGCAUAUAUUGAGUUGAGUCCAAUGAAUGGUUCAAACAAAGGAGGUAAUCUUAUAGUGUGUUGGUAUUUCAGAGUGAAAAAAUACUGAUUAAUAACAUUACUUAUGUAGUGUCAAGUUUUCUUUCCCCAAAGUAUUUGGAAAAACUAGGUUUUUUUUGUUUUUGUUUUUUUGUUUUUUUUUAACAUGGGCUGGGAUUAGCUCAGGAGUGUGCCCAGUUAUAAAAAAAUAAAUAAAAUUUUUUUAAUUUACUUUGAAACUGUUCACACCAUAUGAUUUAUUUCCAAAACAAUGAAUUGCAAAUGUAAAACCAUAUUUCAAUGUAGAUCAUACAAAACACCUAACAUUGCUGAGGUGCUCUGUGUUAAUGGUUUCUCCUAUUUUAUAAAGGUGAUGUUUUUCAAAAUGAGUUGGUACUUUCAUGAAUCUCUCUAGUUACACUUUACUCACUGUCAAGACAGGGGAUAUAUAUAUAUAUAUAUAUAUAUAUAUAUAUAUUUCGCAGAGCAUGAUGACUACUGUGUAUGUAUGCUGUAGGAACACCAUACUUACCUGAGAAGCUUUGGAUUGGCCUAGGACAGGGGUAGACAACCUUCGGCACCCCAGAUGUUGUGGACUACAUCUCCCUUUAUGCUUUGCAAGCACUGUCUGUAAGCGUGUUAUGGGAGAUGUAGUACAUAUUUGGCGUUCCAAAGGUUGCCUACCCCUGGCUUAGGACAUCGUUUCUAGUGAUGAUCUCCCAGGAGUUGUGUUGUAGCAAGAAGUCUUACUGCUGAAGGUAAGGACUUUAAAUUUUAUAAUUCUGGAAGAAGGGCACAAAGUUUAAAUUAAAGGAGCACUAUAGUGCAGGAAUACCAAUGUGUAUUAAUGACACUAGUGUUAAACAUUUUAUGUUCACAGUCCCCAUUCGCCCUUUAAAAAAAAGAAAAAGGUAUUAAACUUCCCUUUAUUCUAUCGUAGGAGGGGCUCAUCGACACUGACCCCGCACAACCUCCUUGGCUGAGAUCAUCAGAAUUGACAAUCUCACCCAAUCCAAUAUUUUAUUUUAUUUUCUCCAUAUUGAAGCAAUUAGGAGGCUAUUGCACACGUGCAGCAAAAUGCUGCGAUAAUCGGCAUCUCAUCAUAGAGAUGCAUUGAAUGCAUGGUGACUCUUUAAGUCAAUGUUACACAUUUAGAGGUGUCACUAGGCAGUAAUGUAAACACUGCAAUUUCUCUGAAAAGUCUGCCAGGCUAUACUAUACAGCCCAGAACAACUACAUUAAGCUGUAGUUCUGGUGACUAUAAUGCUUUUAAAUUAGGAACGCCCCCAAAGUUAAAAUUGUUUUUUGUUUGUUUAAUGCUAAAGUAAAAAGCUAUGACAGCACAGUGUGUGUUUUAACAAUACACCAGCAUAUAGAAAACUGCAUAGUUUAGGCUUAGUUAUUCUGUGAUUACCACUGGUGGUUAUGAUGGACACUGGUGGUAAUAUAAAAAUCCACAGAACUAUUUUGUUUUCCUGGUUGGAGCAAAAUCUACUUUUGCUGUUAUAUGUGGAAUAUAUAGUAAGCUGACCACUUCCUUGAUGAAUUUUUAAUACGGUAUUAGAGGAGGUAAACUUUAAAAGUAACUGUGCAGGAGGUACCUGUUUACUGAUUCAAGUUUUCCUGUCUGUUAUUACUGUAGUUUUAACUUUGAUAAUGUAACCUGUAUUUUUAUACGGUGCUUAAAGGGACACUCCAGGCACCCAGACCACUUCUGCCCAUUGGAGUGGUCUGGGUGCCAACUCCCACUAACCUUAACCCUGCAAGUGUAAUUAUUGCAGAUUUUUUUAUAAACUGCAAUAAUUACAUUGCCGGGUUAACUCCAUCUCUAGUGGCUGUCUACUAGACAGCCAAUAGAGGGCACUUCCUGGUUUCUAGCACACUGUCGCUGGACGUCCUCACGCUGUGUGAGUAUCUCCAGCGUCGCUCAUUUCCCCAUAGGAAAGCAUUGAAAUACAUUUACAAUGCUUUCCUAUGGGGAGUGCUAGUGCGCAUGCACGGCAUUGCCGCGCAUGCACAUUAGGUCUUCCCGGCCGGUGGGCGAGAUCAGUCUUGCCCAUCGGCCGACGCAAUGCGGAAGAGGAAGCAGCAACGUGGGACAUCGUCCCUGCUUCAGGUAAGUCACUUAAGGGGUUUUUACCCCUUCAGCAACCGGGGAUUGGGGGGUGGGAGGGAGAGGGGACCUGCAGUGCCAGGAAAACGGAUUGUUUUCCUGGCACUGGAGUUUCCCUUUAACCUUGUAAUGUGUUACUUCCUGGAAUAAGUACCAUCAGUGCCAUAAGAAUGAAAGGUGUAUUUUAGCAAUCAUGUGCCGUAGAGGACCUUGAAAUCAGCUAGUUGCACCGUCAAGGGACAGGUUCGGGUAAGUGAAAACUAUCUUCCUCUGCCUCACAUAGUGACUGCUCCACUUGUAUUCCAGUGACAAUCUGCGGUCUCUGCAAAUUAAACAACGACCCCAGAAGGUGACAGAGCUGCUUUAAUGUCAGCAGUUGAUGCCAUUAAAGUAACUCAUGCUAAUGUUGGGCUUCCCAGAGAGGUAUGAUUGCAAGAAUAUGACAUGGCUGUACACUUAUUCACUUAAGUUAUUCUACACAAAACCAAAGUUAUUUGUCUUAAUUGCAGUGUCAGUCACACAGUGGAUUAUGCUUUAAUACACUGUGUGAGCCACUAUAGAAUUUAAAAACAUCUGCCGGUCGAAAAAUGUAGAUCACAUAACUUACAUACUGUUUUAGUGCUUUUUUGAAUUUUUAUUUUUUUUAUUUUUAAGCCUCAUAAGACUGAAAGUUCUCUCCCUCUAAGGUUAUUUUCAGUUUAUCUGCAUAAUUUUCCCAUAAUGUAGUAAAACGAAUAGCGGCUGGUGUCUACUUUGUUUAUCCCUUUAAGGUUAAAAUAAACAUUCACCUGACUCUAGGGAGUGUGUAGGGUUGAAAAUGUAAAUAUCUGCCAAGGUUGCUUAUACUUUUAUUUUAUUUUUUUGCCUGUACAUAACACAAAGAUCUAGAUAAGUCCAGUUAAAGGGGAUUAUUUCAGAAAUACAGAUCAGCUAUUCAUUUUUGUCUCUGAAGAUUAACAUGUUACACAAAGUACCAUAACACUUUAGCACUGCCUACUCCAAGAGUGGCUUUAACUGCAGUGAAUUAUAAAGUCCCCUAGAGUUGUCAGUGAGCAAACCUGAAUUCAAUAUUUUGGACUAUCUAUAUCCAUUAUGUCAACGUAAUGCAUGUAAAUUUCAAAGAUUCGACUCGAUAGUCAGUGACCUUUGUCUUGUGUGCCAGUUAUUGGCAAAAUGUGGCAUUGGACAUAUCCUGCCAUUUCCAAUCAGCCAUUGGUCGUGAUGACUGAUGUGCUACAGGUAUAGUGGCUCUUGGCAGAGAUCUCUUUAGUUGCGUGCCGUAGAGUAAGUUGCAUCCCCAGCACACAUGACAUUGGUAGCCGAGAACUGCAUAAAUUACAUCUGUUGUCAGCGUGCACUGCACACUGGCCAGACAUAGAAAUCUUCCAUUUACAGACAGUGUGCAUGCACUCUGAGAUUGAAAAUUGGUCCAAUCUCUGAGCAGUCUGUGACUGGUGCACGUGAGUGAGUGAUGUCACGUUGGGGUGUGGACAAGUUGCACUGGGAGGCUCUCCCAAUUGAUGUAUUUUAUUUUUUUUCAAAUACCAGACAACACAAAAAAUGUAACUGACAUACAAGCGUCUCAUGGCCAGUAUCUCUACUCUGUAAGUUUUUAACAAUAUUAGAAUAUCAAAACUAAACCAGAAUGUAAUUAAAUACAAGUAUAUAUCUUAACCCACUGCCAUAUAUAUCUCUAUCACAAGCUGAAAUUCUGAAACAUUCAGUGCAUUAAAAAAAAAAAAAAAAAGUUGUCUCCUCUACCAAAUUUAAAAAAGGGGGGCUGAAAACUAAACAUUACAUGUCUUAAGGAUGGUGUUUAAUUUAUUUAAAUUAAGGUAGCAAAUUGUGUACCAGUUUUUACGUUGUGCACAAAUAUGAAUAGUCUUUCAGUUCCUAUAAUUUUACUUUCAUCGUAGAGGUGUCUACACACAUUUGUGGUAUCAAUUCCUAUUGUAGUCCAUGUGAUAACCUCAGACUUGAAGCUUUGUCCUCAUGGCUUCUUAUUUUUGGCUUUAUCUGCCUGAAGUUGUUUCACUGUUGAACUCUUGUGAAUAUGAAAGAGUAGGAAAUGGGGAUCAUUUGGAAGAAACACCAUAUUUCUCCAUUGACAAUGGACCUUUCUCUUACAUAGUUAUAGCUGAAAAGAGACUUGCGUCCAUCAAGUUCAGCCUUCCUCACAUUUGUUUUUUGCUGUUGAUCCAAAAGAAGGCCAAAAAAAAGUUUGAAGCACAAUUUUGCAACAAGCUAGGAAAAAAAUUCCUUCUUGACCCCAGAAUGGCAGUCAGAUUUAUCCUUGGAUCAAGCAGUUAUUACCCUACAUUGAAAGAUUAUAUACUUGAAUAUUCUAUUUUUGCAAGUAUGCAUCUAGUUGCUGUUUGAACAUAUGUAUGGACUCUGAUAAAACCACUUCUUAAGGCAGAGAAUUCCACAUCCUUAUUGUUCUUACAAUAAAAAAAACCUUUCAUUUGCCUUAGACGAAAUCUUCUUUCUUCCAGUCUAAACGCAUGACCUCGUGUCCUAUGUAAAGUCUGGUUUGUGAAUAGAUUUCCACACAGUGGUUUGUAUUGGCCCCAAAUAUAUUUGUAUAGUGUUAUCAUAUCCCCUCUUAGGUGACAUUUUUCGAAAUUAAAUAGGUUUUAAAUUUAACUUUCUUCAUAGCUAUGUUCUAUUCCUCUUAUUAAUUUUGUAGCCUGUCUCUGCACUUUUUCUAGUGCCAUAAUAUCCUUCUUUAGAACAGGUACCCAAAAUUGCACACCAUAUUCAAUAUGUGGUCUUACCAGUGAUUUAUAAAGAGGCAAAAUUAAAUUCUCAUCCCGAGAAUGAGUGCUAUUUUUCAUGCAUGACAAUAUUUUAGUGGCCUUAGCCACUACUGAUUGACAUUGCACAUUGUUGCAUUGUUUGUCUAUAACAAUUCCCAAGUCCUUUUCGUGUGUUGUUAUCCCUAAUUCGCUUACAUUAAGGGUAUACGUUGCUUGUGUAUUCUUUACGCUGAAGUGCAUAAUCUUGCAUUUUUCGACAUUAAAUUUCAUCUGCCAUUUAAGUGCCCCUUCCCCUAGUCUAUCUAAAUCCCUCUGCAGCAAAGUAAUAUCUUGCACACGUAUUUUAUUUUUAUUUUUUUAUUUUUGUGUCAUCUGCAAACACUGAAAUAUGACUUUCCAUAUUCCAAGAUCAUUUAUAAACAUGUUGAAUAGAGGGGGUCCCAGAACAGAACCCUGAGGGACACCACUUGCCACCUCUAUCCAGAUUGAAAAUUUAACAUUAAUGGCAACUCUUUGUAUUUUUAAGCCAAACAAGCAUUUUCAUCUAGACCGAUUAUCUUGAGUUUGAACACUAACCUAUUGUGUGGAACUGUAUCAAAUGCCUUGGCAAAAUCCAAAUAGAUCACAUCCACUGCAACACCCUGAUCUAUAGUUCUACUUCUUUGUAGAACGCAAUCAAGUUAGUUUGACAUGACCUGUGCUUCAUAAAACCAUCCUCAUUUUUGAUGGUAACCAUGUUCUUCUCAAGGAAUUCUUGAAUAUUAUCCCUUAAUAAUAACCUUUCAAAUAUUUUUCCAGCCACAGAAGUUAAGCUCACAGGUCUAUAAUUUUCAGGCAAGGAUUUUGAACCCUUAUUGAAUAUAGGAAGCACAUCUGCCUUCCUCCAAUCCUCUGGAACACUUCCUGAAAGAAAAGAAUCGUGAAAGAUUAAAAACAGAAGUUCACUUAUAUCUACACUUAGUUCCUUAAGUACUCGUGGAUGGAUACAGUCAGGUCCUGGAGCUUUGGUGUGUUUUUUGUUUUGUUUUUUUAUCGUCACCUGUUGCGCAAAAUGGCGCAUGUUCCUCUGUGGCAUCGCUUCUGACUGCUAAUGGAAAAUGGUGUCGUUGCAAUUCUGUCCUUUGCAACUUUUUGCCAAAGUUGGCUAUUUCAUAAGGCAUCAAUCCUUGCCUUGUUAUGCCAAAUAACUUUUUUUUUUUUUUUUGGGGUAGGGUUUCUAGCACUGCUACUUUAGUGUAACAUGUUACUGGUUUUCGGCAAUGGUAUGUUCAUGUUAUACACUGUUUUGGAUAAGAGUUAAAAAAAAAAAAAAAUGUGUAGACUAGCAUUUUGUAUUCUGAAUACGACAGAGAAUGGGACGGCAGAUAAGAACCAUUCGGCCCAUCUAGUCUGCCCAAUUUUUUUAAAAAAUGCUUUCAUUAGUCCCUGGCCUAUCUUAUAGUUAGGAUUGCCUUAUGCAUAUCCCACGCAUGCUUAAACUCUUUUACUGUGUAACCUCUACCGCUUUAGCUGGAAGCCUAUUCUAUGCAUCCACUACCCUCUCAGUAAAGUAAUACUUCCGGAUAUUUUUUUUUCUCCUCCUUUACUGUGUUGCUUCACUUUAUUUAUUUAAAUGUUUCUACCUUAUCCCCCCUGUCUCGUCUUUCCUCCAAGCUAUACAUAUUAAGAUCCUUUAACCUUUCAUGGUAAGUUUUAUCCUGCAAUCCAUGAACCAGUUUAGUAGCCCGUCUCUAAACUCUCUCUACAGUAUCAAUAUCCUUCUGGAGAUACGGUCUCCAGUACUGCGUACAAUACUCCCAAGUGAGGUCUCACCAGUGUUCUGUACAAUGGCAUGUGCACUUCCCUCUUUCUCCUGCUAAUACUUCUCCCAAUACAACCAAGCAUUCUGCUAGCAUUUCCUGCUGCUCUAUUACAUCGUCUGCCUACCUUUAAGUCAUCAGAAAUAAUCACCCCUAAAUCCCUUUCCUCAGGUAUUGAGGUUAGGACUAUCAAAUUUUCAGUACCCUUGGGAUAUUACGUACAAGAUGCAUUAUCUUGCACUUACCAACAUUAAAUGUCAGUUGUCACAACUCGGACCAUUUUUUUCUAGUUUACGUAAAUCAUUUGAUAUUUGGCUUAUCCCUCCUGGAACAUCAACCCUGUUACAUAUCUUAGUAUCAGCAAAAAGACAUACCUUACCAUCAAGACCUUCUGCAAUAUCCCUAAUAAAAAUAUUAAAAAGAAUGGGUCCAAGUACAGAUCCCUGAGGUACUGCCCUGGUGACAAGCCCAUGCUUCGUAUAUUCUCUAUUGACUACAACCCUCUGCCUGUAACUCAGCCACUGCUUUACUCAUUCAACAAUAUUGGAAUCCAAACUUAGAUUGCAGUUUAUUGAUAAGCUUUCUAUGUGCAGCAGUGCCAAAAGCCUUACUAAAAUCUAGGUAAGCAACGUCUACUGCACCACCAUGAUCUAUUAUUUUAGUUACCCAAUAAAAAAAAAAAUCAAUAAGAUUAGUUUAGCAUGAUCUCCCUGAAUUAAAGGACCACUCUAGGCACCCAGACCACUCCAGCUUAAUGAAGUGGUCUGGGUGCCAGGUCCAGCUAGGGUUAACCUUUUUUUUUAAUUUAUUUAUAUUUUAUAAACAUCGCAGUUUGAGAGAAACUGCUAUGUUUGUAAAUGGGUUAAUCCUUCCUCCAAUUCCUCUAGUGGCUCUCACUGACAGCCGCUAGAGGCGCUUGCGUGAUUCUCACUGUGAAAAUCGCAGUGAGAGCAUGCAAGUGUCCAUAGGAAAGCAUUGUAAAUGCUUUCUUAUGAGACCGGCUGAAUGCGCGCGUAGCUCGGCCGAAAGGGAGGAGGAUCGGAGGAGGAGGAGAGCUCCCCGCCAAUGCUGGAAAAAGGUACAUUUUAACCCCUUUCUUCUCCCCAGAGCCGGGUGGGGGCACCCUCAGGGCACUAUAGUGCCAGGAAAACGAGUGUUUUCCUGGCACUAUAGUGGUCCUUUAAACCCAAGUUGUCUCUGACGUUGAAAUCAAUGUGUUCUUAGAUGUUCAAAAUCCUAUCCUUUAACAUGCUUUCCAUUACUUUCCCCACUACUGAAGUACGGCUUGCUGGCCUAUAGUUGCCCGACUCCUCCCUAUUACCUUUCUUGUGAAUGGGCACAACAUUUACUAACUUCCAAUCUUCUGGGACUACUCCUGUUAACAAUGAUUGGUUAAAUAAAUCUGUUAAUGGUUUUGCUAGUACACCACUAAGCUCUUUUAAUAACUUUGGGUGUAUUCCAUCAGAUCCCAUUGACUUAUUUGUCUUUACUUUUGACAGUUGAAAUAUAACCUCUUCCUCUGUAAACUCACAUGUAACAAAUGACUCAGUACAAAGUUGAUGUUAUGUAUAAACUUAGUUUGUUUUCCCAUUUAUGCUUUAUUUUUAUUUUUUUGAUGAUUUGCUGUUUUCUUUAGUAAAACUGUUACUCUUUAUACCAGUGAUGGCGAACCUGUGGCACGCCGGGCCCUUUCUGUGGGCACGCGGCCAUAGGUUCGCCAUCAAUGCAGAGUAGGCACCUGCCUUUCCAAAACGGCAGAUGCCUACUCUGCUUCCGUGUCGGGAGGCAGGGGGAGGGAUCUGUGAAGCAGCUCCUCUGUCCUCCCUGGAGCAAGCUGUGUGGAGUGUUGCCAUGGUAACGGGCGGCAACGCUCCACGCAGCAUCGCGCGGGAGGACGGGAGCUGCUUCACAGAUGCAUCCUGACACGGAAGCAGUGCUUGCUGUUUUUUUUUUUUUUUGUUCUUUACCUCAGCCCCCUCCACACAGCAUCCCUCCCUACCCCCCUCAGACACACACACACACACACACACACACACAAUGCGGUCUGUGUGUGCGCGUGUAUUCGGCGGUCUGUGUGUGUGUGUUUGCGUGCGUGUUUGGCGGGCGCGGCGUGUGUAUUGCAUUUGGAGAUACUAAUAAAUCUAAGCUUAAUUUUAUCUAUUUGUAUCAUUAUUUAAAAAUUUUGUCCGAACUUGUUAAUUAGUUUGGACAACAGUACGAGUUUUUUUUUUUUUUUUCUCUAAACUUAAACCUCAGUAUUGAGGUUUAAUUGCCGUGUUGACACUUUAAGGAAAAAUAAGUUGGCAUGUAUUGCGGUUUGGGCACUCAGGCUCAAAAAGGUUCGUCAUCACUGCUUUAUACGCUGAUUUUUUUUUUUUUCAAUCUAUUGGAAUGUGUCAAAACCAUACCCACACACUUUAACAUUUGAAAACGUAUUUAUGCUAAUUUAGUUUUUGCACAAAAUACAGAUGAGUCCUGUUACUAAGGGCAAUAAAACUAAUUUGCAGUAUGACUUAUUUUUAUUUGUUAAAGUAAGAUUGUGAAAACUGCUUAAAUAGCUCAGAUAACAGCCAUUCGGUGGCAGGAGCAAUUGAGAUGUUAAAAGGAAAGGUGCAUUUAUGAACACUUUGUAUGUGUGGACUCUCAAUUUGUUUACAAAACAAAAUGAGGCAGAAACAUAAACUGACAAGAGGUGCAGUGAGGAUUAUUUGCACAAAUGGAAAACGUGAAAGAGAAAUCUCUAAUAUGGAUGCAACACUUCUUGUAUAUACCCCAAAUAUAUUUAGCAAACAUAUUCUCAAUGAUUUCCUAUGGACGCUGGCAUCUUCUCACUGUGAAAAUCACAGUGAGAUGGACGGAAGCACCUCUAGCGGCUGUUAAUGAGACAGCCAGUAGAGGCUGGAUUAACCCAUAUGUAAACAUAGCAGUUUCUCUGAAACUGUUUACAGCAGGCAGGGUUAAUCCUAGAUGGACCUGGCAACCAGACCACUUCAUUGAGCUGAAGUGGUCUGGGUGCCUAUAGUGGCCCUUUAACCCAUACUCACACAAACUGACACACUCUGACCCACAUACUGCAUAUGUAUGGUCCAGCAUUCUGUGUGCAGCUUGUUCCCUUCACUUCUAUUUUCUCCAAGCACAGUGAUGGCUUCCUGGAAAUAACAUUAUGCUGUAUACUGACUGCCUUCAACUCUGUGCGUUGCGAGGAGCAACUUCCUUAUACGUGGUAGCCUACUGAGGUGCCAUCCCUCCAACAGCUCCAACCUCACCACCUCCAGGCAGCCCUGCUGCUUUCAUGCAGUAGGGAUAAAAGAACAGGUAACUUCCCUCUUAGUGGUGAAUAGGAGCGCACUUGCAUGUUUCAGAGGCUUUGCCAUUCCAUGAUACCUUGGGUGCAAUUAUGCAUACUCUGGCAUCUAAUAGAGACAUUGUGUUCUCAGAACUUUCCGUUUCUCACCCUUCCUAUUUAAAGGGAUACUAUAGGCACCAAAACUGCUUUAGCUUAAAGGGACCAUCUAGUAGACAGCCACUAGAGGAGGAGUUAACUCUGCAAGGUAAACAUUGCAGUUUAUGAAGACUGCAAUAUUUACAGUUAAGGGUAGUGGGAGUUGGCACUCAGACCACUCCAAUGGGCAGAAGUGGUCUGGGUGCCUGGAGUGUCCCUUUAAUGAAACUGUUGUGUAAAGAUCAAAAUCCUGCAGUCUCAUUGCUCAGUUCUCUGCCAUUUUAGGUGUUGAAUCACUUUGUUUAUACAGCCCUAGUCACAGCUCCCUCCUGGUGACUUACACAGCCUUCCAAACACUUCCGGUAAAGAGCGAGAUAAUGUUUAACCUCUUAAGGACCAAACUUCUGGAAUAAAAGGGAAUCAUGACAUGUCAUGUGUCCUUAAGGGAUUAAACUUCCUUUAUACCAUAUUCUGUUAACUGCAAAAGCAAGUUAAAAUGACACUAUAGACACCCACACUUCGGCACAUUGAAAUGGUCGGGGUGCAAACUCCCAUCACCCUUAACCCUGCAGUGGUAAUUACUGUAGUUUUUAUAAACUGCAAUAAUUACCUCUGAUGGUUAACUCUCCUCUAGUGGCUGUCUACUUUAGGGACUUCCGGAAUUGAAACUGACUUUUGGUCCGUUAUCUGAAGCUGGAGGUCCUCACGCUCUGCAUGAGGACUUCCAGCAUUAUAUUUUCUCCAUAGGAAAGCAUUAAAUAGUGCCGUGGGUGGGGGCCUUGACAGAGGGGAAAUCUAUAGUGCCUAGCACUAUAGUUUUCCUUUAACAUCUGAUUGAAAAUGAAACUUUUUUUUCUCUUUUCUUUUUCCGCAGGCUGUCUGUCAAUGGAGGUGUGGCUAGGGCUGAAUAAACAGUGAUUUCAAUCCUAAAUGGCAGAGAAUUGAGCAGGGGGGUGUGGGGAGAGGUUGCUGCACACAAAGUGGGGAGGUCACCUAUGAGAGUCUUUUCAAGCAAUUUAGAACUUGUGAAGAUCCAGAUCUUGUACUCUGUACAAAAUCCACCAUUUUAGAUAUUUUCUAGAUUGUUUUUUAUUUAUGGAAGCUAAAUUAGACAUAUCAGUUUCGUUUUCAAACAGUUGAUUUACUGGGCCCAUAUAACUUUUAAACAAUAGUAACCCCAAGUUACCUCAGUCAUAACAUAUUUGUUUAGACAGAGCUUCCGGCUCUCUAUUGUACUGGAGGUGGGGAGUGGCGGACCCUAGGUAAGAAGUCAAACCAUUAAAAAAAUAAAACCAGCAUUUCGCUGAUACCAUUAUUUCCUUAGCUUGUUAUAGCCUUCUCAAUUUAUAUCCAUAAUAAUAAAAGCUUUUUUUACACACUAAACUAAAUUGUGCAAUACACAAGGAGGUAUUGUCUAGUCCUCAUCCCUCCCCCACAAUUUCUGCGUUGUAAUGCAUAAUAUUGUUUAGGUCUAACCUCUUUAUGUAAUGGUGGAGAAUGGGCUUUUCUAAAAUAGUGAACUGAACAUGGCAAAAAACUGUCAUUGUUUGGCAUAACCUGAAACAUCGUUUGUGUAAUGGUAACUGCGUUGUGCUUCUUUUUUGUUCUUCAAAACCACUUAUGUUUAACUUGCACAUAUGCUUGGCUGUCUUAUAUCGGGCAACAAUUUUAACACCUUAGCGCUCGGUGCCUACUACAUAAUUGAAAGAACACCUGUGUGCAAUUGCGCUCAUACAUGUUAUGCUUUGUCCUAUACCUAUAACAUUGUGGGUUAAACCUUUUACAUGGAAGUUUGUCUAUUCUACCACCAGUUUUAAAGGGACACUAUAGUCAGUAAAACAACUUUAGCUUAAAGGGAUACUCCAAGCACCCGGACCACUUCUGCCCUUUGGAGUGGUCUGGGUGCCAACUCCCACUACCUUUUAACCCUGCAAGUGUAAUUAUUGCAGAUUUCAUAAACUGCAAUAUUUACCUUCCAGGGUUAAGUCCUCCUCUAGUGGCUGUCUACUACACAGCCACUAGAGGGACUUCUGUGUUCAUAGAACACAAAGUUUUAAGCGGUGCUGGACGUCCUCACGCUAUGUGAGAACCUCCAGCGUUGUCGAAAUCCCCAUAGGAAAGCUUUGAAUAAGUCACCCCCUUCAGCAACUUGGGAUGGAGAGGGUCCUGCAGUGCCAGGACAAUAGAAAUAUAUUUUCCUGGCACUGGAGAAUCCCUUUAAUGAAGCAGUUUUAGUGUGUAGAUCAUGACACUGCAGUCUCACCGCUCCAUUCUCUGCCAUUUAGAAGUUACAUCACUUUGUUUAUGCAGCCCUAUGCACACCUCCCUACAUGUCACUUGAUCUUCCUGUAAAUUCUGUUUAGACUUUAUCUCCUGUUCUGAUCGCUUGCUAGAUCCUGCAGGAGCCUCCUGUAUCUAACGGAUGUUCAAUUUACUUCUAACUGGCAGUGAAUUCAGCAGUGCAAAUUCAGGGGCAUGAUCUAUACACCAAAACUGCUCCAUUAAGCUAAAGUUGGUUUGGUGACUAUAGUCUUCCUUUAAGUACUUCACAUCAUUUACUGGAAUAAUAAGGAACACACUUCAUCUUCACUUAGUAGUUUCUCACAAUGAUUUUUAAAAAAUAGAAAACCUUAGCAGUAACAAAGAUGCCUCUGGUUGUCAGGCUGCCAGCCACUUGAGGGGCUUCCUCCUUACAUCCUCUUUUCAUUUUUUAGUUUUUGUUCCGAGUAUUUCAUGUUUUGUGUCUUCAUGCAAACUGUGAAUAUAGAUAGGAGAAAGGCAAAAAAGAUAUUUUAAGGAGACAACCAUCUUUUUGUGAUUGUGCAGAGCUGGCUCUGGUGACUGGUUUCUCUCUUGCCGCUGCACAAUAAUGCCCUGUUUCUGUCAUUAGUGGACUAGUUUGAAACUGAGAUAAGUAGGUAAGAGGGAUGGGAGGCUGAAGAAACUUCCCUAGCUGUUUUCAUUAAGGAUAUAAACCUUUAAAUGCUUAUCAAAGUGUUUUCAUUUUUUUAUAUGCAUGUAUCUAUCAUGUCCCUUUAAUAAAAUGACAUUUUGAGUAACUGGUGGUUUGACAAUGUACACAUUGCAAUGCCAUCGUAAUUCAAUUGGUUUUGACUACAGAUAACAUUCAAAACAUUUUUUCCUUGCUCUGUACAUAUGGCCUCUCCCUUAUUGCUCUCCUCUAUUCAAUUAUGGGAUUGUUGGGUACUUAUGAACCAGUUAUUACCUCCAAGUGUGUGGGUAUAUAUAUAUAUAUAUAUAUAUAUAUAUAUAUAUAUUAUAUUAUAUUUCUGGUUCCUUGGCCUAAUCUUCUUAAAAGUAUGCAGUUCUCCGCCCUAAAUAAUUUGAACAUAUCCAGAGUAGUAGAUAUGAAUAGAUUCAGAGAAACUCUUGCAAUGUGUUUAAAAUGCAGAUCUGAUUGGGCUGCCAACUUAACUCCAACUCCAAGGGAACCUAAAAAUAAUUUUACAGUAGUAAUUGCAUAUAUACAUUCUACUACCAAACUCUCAAAUUUGAAUGGUAAGUACAGAUUAUUGCCUAGUAGACCUGAUUGUUAAAUAAUACAUACCUGUGCUGUUUUUUUUUAAAUUCUAAAGGCCUUCAUUGUGUAUUUUGUUCAUUCACCUGUAAGGUUUCACUAUAAUGCAAACUGUUGUAAAUCUCUUCCAUCUGUGUACCCUUCUCUUACACAUAAUUCUGUCUGAACAUUUAAUUAUCCAGGUCUUUUCUUUAAAAAAAAAAAAAAAAAAAAGCUUUGCAGAGCUUGUAAAAUAACUUUAAAAUCAGGAGGAAGCUACCAUGAUUGACAAAGGAGCCAAUGUUGUAGUUAGAAGGGCAACUUUUAGCACCAUAAUGACUAUAUCAGCGAAGUCCUUAAGAUGUCGGGGGUACCUGGGUGACAUCUUGCCUUGUGUGACUAAACCAUUUUGAACUGGUCCUCACGGAUCUCCAGCAUCAGAUUUUCCCCAUUGAAAAGCAUUGAAUAACUGUUUCCUAUGGGGAGGUGUAAUGCGCGUGGCCACUGCCACGUAUGCACAUUAAGACUCUCCCUGUAGGCUGAUGGUGGGUGAAGAGGUGGGGCUUGACCCAGCGCCGAGGGACAACGGCACUGGAUUUGGGUAAGUGACUGAGUUUUAACCCCUUCAGCCCUGUGGGGUUGGGGGGGACCUAAUAACCCUACAGUGCCAGGAAAACUGCUUUGUUUUCCUGGCACUAUAGGAUCCCUUUAACCCCAAAGUCCUCUUGAAGUUGCCUGCCCAGUUGGCUACACUUCCUCAUCAAACUACAAUACCGAUGACUUAUCUUGGGUCCCGGUGAUAGGCAGAGUGUCUGGUGAUGCUCUCAGCUUGUCACUGGCCUCCACUUGAGAAAUAAAAACACUGUAUAUAUUUUUUUUUUUUCCCCUUAAAGCUUUUGUCACUGUGGAUUAUGGCACUUAUAAGUGGGGGUAUGAUAUUAAAUACAUGCAGAAACACAUUUGUGGAUAUAAAAACAAAAUUGUUGAUAUUAAGGUCCUUUCUAAAUACUUUUUAUGGUGCAUACAAGGUCAUCCAUUACAAAAAUUUUUUAUUUAUUUUUUAAAUAUAUAUUAUUGAUCAUGUAUACCCAUAGAAGAGACAGGUAAAUAUGUACCAUAAUAUCAACUAACUUUAAGCACUACACAUUGUGUAGUGAUGUUUAGGUAUGUAUACAUAGGCUCACUAUGGUGCAGUGCAACAGGUUUUUGGGGGGAUGAGGGGGGGGGGGAAUUCCUGUAAUUAAAAUAAUUAAAAAUAUGUUCAAUAAGUUAUAUUGUACAGGCAUAACUGGCAAUUCAGACAUUACUGGGCUGAGUCAGAAUGCAAACCUGCUGUGCAUAUUGUGUACUUUCUGCACAGCUUCUGCAACCGAUAUUCUGUCUAUUUAGGCAUUGCAUGUGCAUAAUAGUACAACCUGGUGCAGAAGCAAUAUAAGUGGGAAGGGGUGGAGUUCAGGUAAUGUGUCCUAGCACCUGAAGCUCUAACUCAUCGCAUCAUAGUUUAUUUUAAGUUUACUUUUAAAUAUCGUUUUCAGCAAUCCGGAGAGUAAACUAUGCAGGUUGGGAGAGUACGUUACCCAAAAACAUUGAUCUGUUCAUCCAGUUUAGAAUGCAGAUAGAUAUGUUGUGAUUCAAGUUAAGCUUGCUACCUCUCCUCCUGGCAUCUAGUUCUGUUUAGCAUGGUUGUUGUGUUGGCUUGUUUUCAUGGUAUUUAGUGGGUAUUGCUUUACUGCCCCAUGUAGAAUGGAAUAUUUCUUCAGAAUACAACAUACAAAUUGGUUUUCACACUAAGCCCAACAUUGUAGGAAUGUUAUUUUAUUUAUAUAAAAAGCCUUCUAAUUCGGUACUCAGCCAGUUCCAUAUACGCAAUGAUAAAGGGAUAGACUGUUAAAGUACACAGGGUAAUUCACAAAACUCAUGAUUUUUGCAAAAUGGCAAAGUCUUGUGACUGUAGCAUAGUUGGCAAUAUUUUCUGACUAUUUUACGUUUGUUCCAGAGUAAAUUUGUGAAAUUACACUGACUGCAUAUGGUGUAUUUAUUGUUUAAAGCACAUGCAUUUGUUUAUCUUGCAUAAUAAACGUUUAGUGUUUAAGCACAUGCACUUUUUUCUGCAGUGCACUUGAAGAUUGUGGUUCAUUGGAUACAUAGUGAAUUUAGAGGCAUGGCGCACUUUUUUUUUUUCUCUCUCUCUCUCUUCAGUGUCUGUACAAUGUGUAACCAUGCUUGGAGCACUGGCUUGACUGCUGCUAAGUCACACUCUGUUCUUCACUUCCCGUGUUUAGUUUUUUUAGGCCUUUUUUCUUCAGGGAAGAAAGUUGUUUCCCAAUUGUGAAGCAAAGUUCCUGGAUAAGUGGUGGUAGGUGUUGGUGGUCAAUACCUCCAGCAGCUGCAGACCACUAUAAUUGCUCCUUCUGGUCAGUGCUUUGUAAUGAGUUUGUGCAGGCACAAAUUUAAAUUCACAAAAUAUCACCCGAGAUCCCUAGAGUGUGGUGGGGAAGAAUCUCAAGUCCUGGUGUUUAGAAAGUGAAUUACGUGGAUGGAACUUGUUUAUUAGGUCCAGUAGGGAAAGGCUGAUUAGCAGUAUAAAGUAACCAUUUAUGAGAGACCAUCCAGGCUUUAUUGUGCAUUGCGUAAAGAAGACCCACAAGGUUACACAUUCAUUAACUGUUAAUCGAGGGACAAUUUUUAGAUCCAAACGUUAUCAUCCUCCCUGUCCAUAUGGGAUUGUAACCAAAAGAUAAAAUCAACACCUACCAAUUAGAAAUUCAAUGCUAAAAGGAGAAUAGAUAAAAUGAUAUAAUUGGAUGUGCUUAAAAUAGUAUCCACACUCAUGGACAGAGGGGAAAAAAAGGAAUAUCCACUAAACUAUCAAUUUGACUGACUUAGAAGUGCAUACAUAGAAGUGUAUAGAAAUUAGAUGAAGCUUAGAGCAAAUGACUUGGGAAGUAUUUGUAAAAGUAAUAGCCACAAUGGUUUAAAACUUAUGCGAAACCAUGUAGAAGUUUUCAAUUAGAGGUUCAAUCUGCAUAUAAGAAAGUAUGAGCCCAGAGCAUGACUAUCAGUCCAAUUCUUAUCACUCCUAAGUUCCUAUAAAGUAGGAUGAUGAACAAAGGAUAGUAUAGUGAAGAGGAUAGAUUUAAGAUGGCUUGUAGUAGUAAUAUGCUUAUAUGCAUACAAAUGUAAAUUUGCCUUACAAAAAAUUUAAAUGUCUUUUUUGAAGAGACAUUUUUGUUCUGAAAGAUGUAUUUAUAUACAUGGCUUUUUUUGUUUGUUUUUCCAGGAACUGAAUGACUUGGCUCGUGAUCCUCCUGCUCAGUGUUCUGCAGGUCCUGUUGGAGAUGAUAGUAAGUUAUCUUACAAAUCUCCCCCCCCACCCACCCUUCUAAGCUUAUUGUAUAAAUUGCACACCUUUUCAUCCUCUUCCAUAGAACCUUAAUUUAAAAAAAAUAAAACGUUUUUGUUAUCCUGUUUCAAGCUGUCACUAUGGUGCCAAUGGGUCUGUUGGCAGCUUUAUCUUUCUACUAGUGAUGUGGUAUGGCUAGCCUUCAAACAUAUAUCUGCAUUUAUAUUCUGUACGAACUGCCUCUUGACAAGCUUUAAAGGAGCAUUUAUGAUGUUAAACAUACACCUUAUCUAUUUAGAUGUUUAACUUAUCUGCACCUGUAUGGCUGUGCUCGCAGCUCCUCCUCUAGCUAUGGUCAUUAUGGAUGCCAAUCUAAUGUUUUCCCAUAGAUAUGCAAUUGAGUCUGCCUUGGAUGUACUGUGCCAAUCAACAUCUCUUCACAGGGAGACUUUAUACUAAAUCUAUAGUGAGGGCAUUUUGCUUUAUGCAUAACAUGUAUAUGCUGAAUUCUGGACAUGCAAAGAUUGCAGGCCUGUAACAUGAAGCACAUCCUAGUAGCUGUCUGUGUGACAGCCCAUUGAGGUCUUUAGGGACAACUGUUAACCAUGAAUUUCCACUAAAGAGGCACUGUCUAGACUUGUCAGACUGUAGAAAUGGUCGUUUAACACCCAACCCACAGCACUAGAGGGUUCUCCAAGCAUAAAACCACUUUAAAAAUGGUUUACCCCAUUAGAAACAGUUUGCCCUCUUACAUGGAUUUCUAGCUGGAGCCUGCUCUACAGUGAGGCAGUUAAAGUGCAUCCAGCUGCUGCAGACGCCGUAUGAUGUUUCUGUUGGUCAUUUACUGAACCCGAUCAACCAAUAAGUGACCCUCUAUGCAUGAAUGCACAUCAUUGAGGCGUAGUUCCGGGCCUGAUAAUUACUGAUGAUGCUGCUGCAUGUGGAGUUACACCUCCGGCAGCAAAAUAAAGCCUCUUGUGGAGUUUUAUUUUUUAUUUCUUUUUUCUUUACUUAUUUAUUUCUCCCUAUUGCCACAUGUUGUGUGCAGAACUAAUCAAAUGAUAGUUGAUUGUCUAUUUUUGAUUAGUUGUUGUAAAUCUGGAUGGCAAUAGUGGACUAUUCGCUUUGCUAAUAUCCCCGAAUACAGAAUUUCUCACACACAAAAAACCCACAUAAAAGAUGUCUUUAAUUUACAUGGUGAGUAUUUUGCAUUAGUUAACAGAAAAUCCAGAAUUUACUGCUGCUUUAAAAUAUUUAAUCGUGGAUUUUAUUUUUUGCAGUGUUUCAUUGGCAAGCAACCAUUAUGGGACCUGUAAGUAUGAUUUUAAUGUAACAAAUUAUUAAAUUAAGUACCCUGUUCAUGUUUAUUCGGGAAUGCAUGGAACAUUAUUGCAAGGGAGUGGGGGGGGGGGUCUAUUUGCUUUUCAGGUUUUAGGAGUGUCACAAUUCAAAACUAUUCAAAUUCUACCCAUAUUGGCAUACUUGGGCUUUAGGGUUUAGCAGAUUCAAUUAUACGUAUUCAGUGUCAUCAAGGUUUUUAAAAUCGUUGGCCCUUGCAAAAUGAAUAUGCAUAUACAUUUUGUAUUAACACAUUCACUUGUGAUUAUUAUUAAAUCCCUCAAUCUGUGUUUUGGAUGCACUGGAAAGUAAUACUUAACUACUCCAACCACCAUGACAACUUUAGUGAUUUGAAAUUCUGCACAUUCAGAAAUCUGGAUGCCAGAUAAUUACCAUACACCCUUAUUUGCAAUUAAAAUUAUUUCUCUGUUACCAGAACAAACCAGUCACAGAUUUAAUGCAUCUCUGAGGAGAUGUUGAUUGGUGCAUUAAUGUUCAUAAUUAUAAGUCUUAUAAAAUACAGAAUUUGAUUAAUUAUCUGUCAGGCUAUAGUGUCUUUAAAGGGGAAAAAUCAUAUUUUAUUUACCACUAUGAAAGGAGCACUCGGCACAUAACUUAAUUUGAAUAAAGUUAUGGUGCCAGUAGGUCCCUUGCCUGGCUUACUUUCAGUGGUUAAACAGUUAACCCCAAAUUCUUAAUUUGGCUUCCAGUCAGCUCUAUUCCGAAACUUUCGUUGCAGACCAAUGUUUUUGCCAGUAAACCUCAAACAAGGAAGAUGCUCGUAGGCUUAGUGUCAGCUGCUCUUAAUCUCUAAGGCUCUCUCACUGUCAAUAGUAAACUCCUAUCAGCCUGAUUGAAGCAUUGUGGGCAGACCGGUGCCAUACUGAUGUUGUUAUGGAACACAGGGUCCCUUUAAAAUGUAACUGAAACAUUUACUAGUGGGAUUAAUAUAGUGGAGGCAAAUCUAUAAACACUUUCCUCAGUAGCAGUUCAAGUUGUGAGUGUACUUAUCUGCUUGGUAAAAGUACUCAUAUGAGUAAUUUGCAUGUUCAAGCAUUCCUUUGAUAUAUUGCAUUUGGUGAGUUAAGGUCCUCUGUGUUUUUGCAUGCAAAGAUGUACCAGGCAAAUCAUCAACAUUUUAUAUUCUUUUAUACACACACCUCUAGGCAAGGGCUAAGUCACUCCAGGUGUUGUGGAUUGUAUAUAUCAUAAUGCUGGCAAAGCAUCAUAGGUAAUGUAGUCCACAAGAUCUUCACUGCUGAAGGUUGCCUACCCCACUAUAAGCACUUGAGUGCAAUAUAUAAAAGGGUUAUCUGUGUGCAAAAUGUGGACACUUUUUCUGAAGGAACACUUAUCGCUUUGAAUAUGUAUAACUAAAUCUAUGCAUUAUUGUAAUAGAAUAGUAUAUUUUAUUUUUAACAGAAUGACAGUCCAUAUCAAGGCGGUGUGUUCUUCUUGACCAUUCAUUUCCCCACAGACUACCCAUUCAAACCUCCAAAAGUAAGUAUUUGUAAAGGCUUAUUUAGUGUAACGUAGAACUACAUUACUUAUUCAGUGACAAGGCAGUGUUUACAUUUGUUAUUGCAGGACCAUAAUGGGAAGCACCUAAAGUGACUGCUACUAGAGGUGUCCUCAACUUUUCAGAACCAGCAUUUUUGUCCUCAAACGCAGCAUGAAGACACAGAUUUCUCUUCAUAGAGAAGCAUUGCUAUAAUGCAUCUUUAUGAGGUGAUGCUGAUUAGCACAGCAUGUUUAUAAUUAUGAAACUAUUGUCUGGCAGAUAAUGGGCAGUGCAAGUUGUCUGUUUCUUUGCAUAACAUUUUUGUUAAGGGACACUAUAGUCAAUAGAACAAAUACAGCUUAUUGUAUUCUGGUGAGUAGAAUCAUGCCCUUCAGGUCUUUUGCUGUAAACGCAGUCUUUUCAGAGAAAAUGCAGUGUUUACAUUACAGCCUAGUGAUAACUCCACUGGCGGCCACUCAGAUGGCUAUUUUAGGUGCUUCCUUGGGCAGUACUGCCAUUCAGUGUCUCCACCCUCUGCGUGCAGACACUGUCAGUGUCUAUUAGGAGAUGCUGAUUGGCCAGGGCUGUGUUUGACUUGUGCUGGCUCUGCCCCUGAUUUGCCUUCUUGACAGUCUCAGCCAAUCCUAUGGGGAAGCAUUGUGAUUGGCUCAGACCACCACUUCUAAUGUCAGCUGGUCAGUGUCAGAGGCAGCAGCUGCAGACUUGAAUACAAGUAAGAUUUUACCAUAUUGGGGGUAGGGUGACUAGAUGGUGGUUUUGACACUAGGGUCAGGAAUAAAUGUUUGUGUUCUUGACCCUAUAGUGUUCCUUUAAAAUAACUGUUUGCAACAGAUCCACACUUGUAAUCCUUAGUGCUUUUUUUUUCUCCCUAUAAAUUUAGGUUGCGUUUACAACGAGAAUCUACCAUCCAAAUAUUAACAGCAAUGGCAGCAUUUGUCUUGACAUUCUCAGAUCACAGUGGUCCCCAGCUUUAACUAUUUCUAAAGGUCAGUGGAAAUUCAAUUAUAAUAUUGAUUUAAAAAAGAGAGAAAUGCAAGUUUGCCUAAAUUUUAUUUAGGAUCCUUUUUAAAAAUGCAUUUUGCUGUAUGAAAAUUUUUUUAUAAUGCAUUGUGUGCUAGACUGGAAAAAUACAUUUUAUUUUUUGUGUGUAUAUAUUAAAAAAUAUUUAUGUAAACAUUUUUUUAUUAUAAAAUAAAAAUGCUCGUUCUUGGGAAAGCAGUAAUUCUAAAUAUUUGUAGAAUGCCAUGCCCACGGUAUAUAAUCCCGUAUAGUGUGUUUUGCCUAAAAGAAAAUGCUUGUAUUUGAAAGAACUUUGUAACCUGUGAAAAAUAACAUUUGUGCUCAAACCUUAACACUAGCAGUUAAAACAUAAUUCCAUGGCAGUCACUGAUCAUUAGACAUCCUUUUGAGUGAAUCACUUAUUGUGGACUAGGUAUUUAUCCUAUUCUGUUUUAAUGUAAAUAUAUGCAUCGAAAUGCAAACACAUUGUAAGUUGUAAAACUUUGUGAUGUUAUGCACUACAAUCCCUUUUACAAAGAAUUAUUAAAUACUUCUAAUUGAGCUGCAUUGGGAAGUCUGUGAUUGGACAGCCACAGAAUGUCUGGGCGGGGUUAGAAGGUGAGGGUUUGCAAAGACAGCAAACAAGAGAACUGCUGGAUUUGCAAACUGUCUUUAGAUUUAUGCCCAAUGAAAAAAAUACAUGCAUGCUUUCAUUUGGGGAUUUAUCUACUAAACAGUGAUAUUUAUUUUGUAUUUGGUCAGUGGAGUGUCCCUUUAAAACAAUCAAUUAACCUUUAUUAAGAACUGUUUUAUAUUCAUGUACACCACAACUGCAUUUGCAGGUGCAGUGAGCUUUUUCUGGCUUUUUUUUUAUUUUAAAUUGGUGACAUCAUUGGAAGAAACUCCAUUGAGUACUCGAACAAAGUUUGAGAGAUGCUGCUAUUUACUCAAUGUCCUCUAGCUGCAUAAUUAAUCAUCCACACGCGCAUUUCUUACAUUAACUGAAACAUAAAACAAAACAAGAUAAGGUUGCGCCUAAAAUAUACAAUAAAACAUAUAAAAAUUGUAUAUAAUAGUAUAAAAUAUAAAAAAUAUAAAUGAAUUGUAAAAUAAAUAGUUGGCAGUAGUCCAAAACACUUAUGACAAGUCCGUAAUGGUAGAUGCCACGUAUAAGAACAGGGAUUCUAAGACGUAGUGUGCUUGAAAUCCAGUAGAGCAUAUGUGGAGAGAAGACAAAAAGGAACUCCAAUGGCACAGUAAAUAGAUGAAUAAAAUAGUAUGUAAAAUAAGAAUAAUCUUACUCACACUUUUCAGAGCUAAAACCUAGCUCUGAUAUAGCGCACGUGAAGUGGAAUGAUCCCCACUUAAGGAUAUGCGGAGUAAUUUGAUUGACGAGUAUCUGGUUCAGGUUAGGCGUCCGAGUUGGUGUUAUUCGACCCAGGAAAGAAAAAUAAAAUAUAUAGUGCUCUCUGUAUAGUAGUUAAAAGGUAUAAAAAGUAUAUAAUAUACUACUCACAGUAUAUAGAGAAGACUUGUACCGCUCGGUGUAGGCGCUUGGGUGGUAUAAUCCCCACCUAAGGAUUCUUUAGACUUCUCGUCAGAUAGGCAGUAUAUGUAUAGUCAGGUGAAAGCAAAUAAAGAAAAUGGCUAUAAAAUAUCUUAUGCCAAACUUAAUUUCUUUAUUAUGAAGUAAUAAAAAUGAUAUCUAAACGCGUUUCGCCUAAAGGGGCUUCAAGUAGAUAGUAUUCUACAGUAUUUUUACUAUUAUCUACUUGAAGAAGCCCUUUAGGCGAAACGCGUUUAGAUAUCAUUUUUAUUACUUCAUAAUAAAGAAAUUAAGUUUGGCAUAAGAUAUUUUAUAGCCAUUUUCUUUAUUUGCUUUCACCUGACUAUACAUAUACUGCCUAUCUGACGAGAAGUCUAAAGAAUCCUUAGGUAGGGAUUAUACCACCCAAGCGCCUACACCGAGCGGUACAAGUCUUCUCUAUAUACUGUGAGUAGUAUAUUAUAUACUUUUUAUACCUUUUUAACUACUAUACAGAGAGCACUAUAUAUUUUUCUUUCCUGGGUUGAAUAACACCAACUCGGACGCCUAACCUGAACCAGAUACUCGUCAAUCAAAUUACUCCGCAUAUCCUUAAGUGUGGAUCAUUCCACUUCACGUGCGCUAUAUCAGAGCUAGGUUUUGGCUCUGAAAAGUGUGAGUAAGAUUAUUCUUAUUUUACAUACUAUUUUAUUCAUCUAUUUACUGUGCCAUUGGAGUUCCUUUUUGUCUUCUCUCCACAUAUGCUCUACUGGAUUUCAAGCACACUACGUCUUAGAAUCCCUGUUCUUAUACGUGGCAUCUACCAUUACGGACUUGUCAUAAGUGUUUUGGACUACUGCCAACUAUUUAUUUUACAAUUCAUUUAUAUUUUAUAUUAAAUUUUUACUAUUUUAUACUAUUUAUUAUAUCCUAUUUAUAUACAAUUUUUAUAUGUUGUAUAUUUUAGGCGCAACCUUAUCUUGUUUUGUUUUGUAUUUCUUACCAUUAGGGGACUCCCCUUUGAGGUUUGCAUCCUUCUACUACUAUUUUCUUGUGUGGCAGCCUAGCGCUGAUUUCUUCUUUUCCAUUAACUGAAACAUGUUUGGAGUGUACAAUUUUAUUUCCCAUAUCUUUCUCUUCUAGUUCUUUUGUCAAUUUGUUCACUGUUGUGUGACCCUAACCCAGAUGACCCCCUAGUGCCAGAGAUUGCACGGAUCUACAAAACAGAUAGGGAAAAGUAAGUAUGACUUUUCAAACUGUACUGCGUGGUAUCUGCACUAUUGAUUACUUAAUGUUUUAUUUGCUCUUGAGCAAACCUGUUGUGAUUACUAGCGGAAGAAUUAAUCUGUAAAUUCUCAGUUGUAUAGUGUUUUUUUUGUUUUUUUUAACUUGGCUGAAGGAAAAACCACUCUUAAUUUUAUGAUCUAUAUAAAUUCACCUUAUCUUCUUCUGCACACACACAGCUUGAAAGUCUUCUACGCUUUGGUGUGUUCAUGCAGUGUCUAUAAAUGAAGAUGGCUCAGACCAUAACACAUGUACAGAUUUUGCUGCUGUAAGAUUGUUAUUGCUACAACAUGAAAGACAAGCUCACUUCUGUUUAAAAUAAAUAAGCCUCCACGAACCACCAAUGUGUUAUGCAACUGUUGUCAAAUGUAUUGUCUUCAGUUGUGGAUCACAUGAAAUUGCUGGGAUUGAGCACCACUAGCUCACCAGUAUUUUCACCUGUAGAAAUAGGUUACAAUUUAAUGUAAAUUUAAUUGUUUUAUCUCAUGUAGCAUUCAAUGUAGGUUAUUCCAUGAAGCUUUACUAUUGGUACAGAAAUGAGGAAGUGUUCUCUGCUCAAACGAGCCUGUAAUUUAAUAUCAAGCCACUUGUGUUGAGCACGUCCAAAGGAUAUAUGUUUAAUUUAUUAGGUACAAUAGACUAGCAAGAGAAUGGACAGAGAAAUACGCAAUGCUGUAGGGUAAGAGUACUUGCACUUGAGUGGUGCAUGGGUUAGACACGUUUUGCUUGUGCAUCCACUGUUAGUGUAAUGAAGACGGUUUAUGCUUUUUUUUAUUUGUAUUUGUAUUUGUAUCAAUUCCACAGCUGCAUGACCAAAAGGAUGAUUAGUAAGACAAGAUUUUAAAACUCUGUAUUUGUACAACUUCUUAGGUUUCUGCAUAAAGUACACAAAAAAUACCAUAAUUGCAGUGUAAAAAGAAAGCUAUUGUAUUGCUUAUGAGGGGUGUGGUCUGUAGAAUGUACAUUUAAGUUCUGACCUCAUGUCACUGUAAUUUUGCCAAUAUUCGAACAUUUGUCAUUUCAAUACUUUAAAGGUCAGUCUUUGAUCAAAAGAACUAAAUCAUAAGGGGGGACAUUUGUCCUUUUGAGACAACUUUGCCUAUGAAUGAGUUUUAUUUUGCAGGCAAAAGGAGCAGAUAAAAAUAAUUUUUGUGUUUUUAACGUGUUGCAUUUAAACUAUUGAGCUUUAAUAUUCUAGAUCACAAAUCCCUUUUAAUUACCUAACAUAUGAAAUUAACUCUGUUAAGCCUUAACUCCAAUUGUCCUUGGCCACAUUUUAGUUAGUGUUACUUUACUGAACUGGUUGUAGUUCUGUAAUUGUCUCUUUCAUGCUCUGCAUUGGGGUUCGACCGAUUAUUAGUCUGGCCGAUAUUAUCGGCUGAAAUUUAUUUUCAGCGAUCUCCGUAUCAGCCAAUAAAGAUACAGAUAAUGCAGACCAGGGCUGCCAUCAGGGUCCUAGGGGGACCAGCACAUUCUUACUUACCUUCCCUUCAGCUCCCCUGUCUAGGAAUUACACAAUGUAAAAAUAAAUUAUUAAAACAUUUUUUUUUAAAUUAAAGUUACAAAAUUAAAAAUGCAUUUGUGUUUGUAGGUAUAUAUCACAACUAUCCCAUAAUGCAUUCACUACACACUAAAUUAACCUCACUGUGUGUCAGUGCCUGUAGGUGUUUGUACGACACUGUGCCAAGAAGAGUGAGAAGUUGAGCAAUUGAGGCGGGCACAGGGAAGGGUUUGAUUUUUUUUUUUUUUUUCUCUCCUAACAAUGUGUGUAUGUAUAUUUUCUUAGCAUAUAGUGACCAUACAAGUGGGAUGAAUUUUCUAGUGCUGGACUAGUAACCCUAUGAAGAAAAACCAUAGAAGUCUUUUUAACCCAACCUACUUAUUAAAUGCUUCCAUUUACAGUUACCAGAGUUCUUUGUCCUGCUGAUGGGACGGAUAACCCUUGGUUUGUUCCUAGGCUUGAGACACACUAGUUGUUGCUUAGGGAAGUCUGUCUGAUGAAACUGCGGGCUGCAGGACGCGUUCUUCAAACCUCAAGGAAUUGAGGAGUGCCCUUUCUGGCUGUUUUUAUGCUGAGAACUUCCAGUAAGGUAGGCGCUCCCGGGUGGCGCACCAUUAAAAAGACAGAUGCACAACCUGCACACAGCGGUGGGAUUUACUUCCUGCACGCCUUGCGUUCCACCAAAGUAGCCCACUCGUUAUUUCAAUUCUGGUGUGAAAUUUGAAGACUAUCUAAGCUGUGCUGACCUCUCUCAUGGCAAUGGUGCUGGUUAGGACAACUCCAGUGUUUCUAAUCCCCCAUACAGUUAUGUGGUCUUUAAUGUGAGAUUUUAGGUGUCUGCCUUAAUUCGUCUGGCAUUAAUUUUUUUUUUUUUUGAUUUUUCGUUUUUUUACAAUUUGUUCUAUAUUUACUUUUUCCAGAUGUCUAGUCCUGUUUUACCAGACAAACUGGAAAAUCUGAAAAUGCACACUCCUGCACCUAAGAAAGCUUCAUAUAAGUCUACACAUUAGCCUGUAGUAAGUGCAUUACUCCACUUCUAAAUGGAUGCAAGAAAGAUGUGCAAAUAAUGUUCUGCAGAAUUCUUGAAAAAAAUAGAAGCCAAUUUUAUUUUUUAUAUAGCUGGUUUCAAGAGAAUCUCUGGAUUCUGCCAAUGACUCUAAACUUAUCAAAUGUCAGUCUGUACCUGUCCAGAGAAACAGAUAUUCUCAUUCUGAUUUAUCUUCUGGUGAAUGCUAAUCUGUAGGUGAUAUAUCCAGCCGAGACUCAAGUGUGGUAUCAGGUUUUCCACCAGAAGAGCUAAAAAAAAAGCUUAGGUUGCAGCUAUUUUGCCAAAAGGUGAAACUUCUAAGAAAAAAGUCCAUUGGCUGCUCUGAGCGAGUCUUACAUCAUCCUGUAUCUAGAAGAUUAGUUCCUCCAUGGCCGAAAGAGUCAACUAUGGAACAAAAUUCAAACCGUGAUACAGCUACUACAAGAGCAUUGCUUGGGUCAUAACCGGGAGAAAUCUCAACUUUCUACUUCUACAAAGAUUCCGUACAAAAUCACUUCCUCCAUUCCUGCAGUAAAGUGGGCAAAGCAGAGCUGAGACUUCUUUAAUGGGAAAUUUGUUUUGAGGAAAUGGUCAAGAGAAGAUCUAGAUGCAGAAUGCAGUCUGGCCAUACACAAAGAAACUGAACUUAAGUGUUAAAGGAACUCUAUUUUCUGUCCCUAUUAUUCUUUCAGGCCAAGGGAAUGACCCGUUAUUACAACAGACUCCUCAAAGUUGCUGCUGCGGUGUACACCUGUACCCACAACCGCGCAUUUGGUCUGCAGAGGAGGUAGCACAAUCCUCCAAUUACAGAGAGAGGAAAGACCUCUUUAAAAGCGCUUUUACAAUUCAAGCCGUGGAUUGCGAAGUCUGGAUUCAGUCCGACAUCACAAGUGACCUAUCUGAACAGACAAGGUGGAACAAGAGUCUCCUCUGUUGAGGAGGAAGUUGGACUAUAUUGCAGAAACACAUUAAGGAAGUGGACACAAUCCGAAGGUUCCCUACACCCAAAGGUAUUUGCUAUACUAGUAAGGAAGUUUGGUCUGCCUGAUAUAGAUCUCAUGGCAACAAGGAUGAACAGGAACAUUCCAGUGUUGGUCUUCCUUUACAGACAAGAUUUCCCUCAAUUCUUAGAUGGCCUAUCAAUCAGAUGUAACGUUAAGAUUUCAUGUUUUGCCUCCCUUUGCCCUGAUAUUUUGGAUCUUUUGGAAGAUAACACCGCUAUGUUUUUGGCCUUGUUCAAUAUUUGCCAAACCUAGCUGAUUUUUAGAAUUGAGACAGGUGACCCUAGCAUCUUUGGAACAUCAGACCCUUUUCUAGAGAACAAGGAACUUCUGAAAGACACCCUUCUGAUCAGAUUGACAGCCUGGCUUCUACAAGGCUGAUACUUGGAGAUCAAGGGUUUUAGGAAUACAUGAUAGACAUUAAUUCUACAAGUAGAUCUACAUCCAAGGUUUGAGAAAGUGGAAAAUAUUUUUCAUCUGGGAUGACUGCCUGAAUAUCACUACUGGUAUUAAAACCAUUCUGCGUUUGCUUCAAGAUGGUUUUGCUGCUGGGACUUGGUUUCAGUGCUCAUCCAUUUCUUCUGGAUUUAGCCUCCCAUGUACUAAAGUGUUUUUUUUUUUUUUUUCUCCCUAUACUUCUCAGACUGCCUCCUCACACGCCCUUUAUUUGGGAUUUAUCAGUUGUGCACAUAGCUGUGAGUCUCCAUUUGAACCUGUGGAAGAAGCUUGUUUUAAGCGGUUAUCUUUCAAAAUGGCUUUUUGGUGGAGAUUACAUCUGCCAGGAUAGGUGAGAUUCAAGCAGUUUCCUCUUUAGAUUGUACAAUGUUUCACCAAGGCAAAGUGGUUUUCCACCUAAAACAGCCUAAAGUUCUUUAAAAAAAUUCAAUAUUAAUCAGCCACAUUUCCAACAUCUGGCUAAUUUCCUUCCUAACCAAAAGAAGAAAAAUGGUACAUCUGGAUGUCAAACACCUGAAAAUCUAUCUUCACCGCUCAGCUGCCAAAAAGACAUCUAAACCUACUAUUGCCAGAUGGCUGACAGAUUCUGUAAAGUUGGCAUAUAAUGUCUGUUCUCAUAUUACCUUUAAGUCAAGUUGCACUCCACCAGAUCCAUAAUCAUGGGCUAAAAGGGUGUAGAAUCUCCAGAAGUUAUCUGCAGAGCUGCAACAUUGUCAUUUAAUACUUUUACCAGGCAUUCCUCAGAAGCUGCAUUCCGGCGUAGGAUGCCUCAGAAUGUUGUCUUGAUUCAUCAACUUUAUUUUUUUUUUUUUUUCCUUCUUUGGGCUCUUGCUAUAUUAUAUCCCACUUGUACUGCCACUAUAUACUAGGAAAAAUAGAAAUUUUACUUACCAAAAAUUCCUUUUACUUAAUAUAAUGGCAGUUCAGUUCCCUCCUAGCUUUGUUAUUAAAGUUAUAUUUUUGCAGCAAUGAUGGUCUCUUUUUUUAUUUUUUAUUUAAUACCAUAAAAAGUAUAUAUUUAUCUGCUCUCCUACCUCCACAGACCCACAAUAACUCACCCCACACACACUGCUCCCCCCAUAUACACACACACUACUGCCCCUCUCUCACACUACAACCCCUAUUGCAGAAGAUCCCAGGAAAGUUGACAAACUGUUCUUAAACAGUUUUACUGCUUACUCUAGGAGGGUACCACGUCACUUCUGGCACCAUAACCACUACAGAAUGCUAUAGUGGUAUUGUUCUUGGAUUGUUUAAAAAAUUUACCAUUGCCCCUGACCUGGAAACAUUUCUGCUGAACAAGUGCCCAGUAUAUGCUGCAGCGCUGUUCAUAUAUACUAUUUAGAAAUUUGUUUUGGCUUGGGGCACCUUGGAAAAAUAUUGAAAUAUUAAGGGCACCUUGAGCCUAAAAAGAUUGGGAACCACUGGGUUAACUAUUUAAAAAAAAAAAAAUAUAUAUAUAUAUAUAUUUUUUUUUUUUAUUUUUUUUUUAUGCUACACUUGUCCAGGACUUCAAAGCAUCUAAAGCACAUUAGCUUGCUGAAAAGCUUUGUUUGAAGUCUUUUUUUUUAGAAAUGCCCUUUUAUAAAUUGACCUAGUUACAGCGCUAGCACUUGAGUGUCCCUUUAAUGAAAUUGAAUUUAUGGCAAGUAAAACUUCUGUUAUUACACACAUGAUAUAGUGUUGCACUUGCUCUUUUUUUUUUUUUUUGUAUGCAGGGAAUCAAUUUGUCAUUGUUUCCUGACUCUUGACAUCCUUUGCUCUUUUUUGUUUGCAAAUGUAAUGAGUGUACACAUUUUCUCAUGCACGGCUAGUUCUUUCAUGGGAGCGAGAGGCUGAAGAAACUCCCCUAGGUGAGGGGAUGUAGCAAUGUAAAAAACUUAUAAACUUUCCUUGCUCUAUUUUAGCUUGUGUAUCUGUUUGCUGGUUUAAAAAAUGGUGCAUGUCCCUUUAACUGCCCCUUUACCAUUGUCAAUGAAGUCUGCUGUAUGCGAGAAAUGGUUAUUUUCCUUUUUUUUUUUUUUUUCUUCCCCAAUAGAUUUUAUUUUUUUUUUUAAAUAGAAAACUGUUCUAAGUGAAUGGGUUCCUAUGUCGGCCUGCCAGCUUGUGGAUGUGCAUUAUGUUGCACGUGAGCAGCCGCUAUUUCUAUGCUUCUGUAUAAGAAGCAUUUGACUGACUACAUGCUAAACAGCUGUGCAUGUGCCAUGUCCUCAAUGCAUCUGUAAGAGAAGUGGUCAAAUCGUGAUCAAGCUACAAGAAGUAGUUAGAAGAUUUAAGAGUAGGUAUAUCUGGCUACUGUUAGUAGGCAGUCUAAAUACUGGACCAACAUGGAUGAGCAUAAGUAAAGAACAGGCUCACUACAGGUUUAAAAAUAAGUCGAUGUGUUUUUUGUUUGUGUUUUUGUUUUUUCCUUCACCCUCCUUGUAGAGCUUCUCUCUUGAGAAAAUUAAUGACUGUUCACUAUUAAAGUCAGAUGAAAUUUACAUUUCUUUUUACAAAAGCACAGCUUUCGCUUGUGGAUUUUUAAAAUUUUCUUUUAAUGAUUUGGUGAGUCGUGUACUUGUAAGCAUUACUAUAGUUUUAUUUUUUUUUUAAACUGCAUGACUAAAUUGUAUUAAGUCUUUUGGAAUACCACUUACAUUCUUUUUCUUUAUAUUCAAGGUACAACAGAAUAGCCCGGGAAUGGACUCAGAAGUAUGCUAUGUGAUGCUUACCUUGAAGUCUAAAUAACCUGCAUUAUAGCUGGAAUAAACUUUAAAUUACUGUUUUCCCCCUCCCUUCCAGACCUCAUCUACUUACCUCCCCCUUACACAUUUUUUUUUUUUUUUUUGUCCCCCUCUCCUUCCCCCCCCACCUCCCCUCCCACCCCAAUUUUUGUGCUGCCUCCCUUCAUGCACAUGCUCUCAUGGGCAGACGUUUAGUUCAGCAUUUGGACACAAACUGCUCUAGACUGUCAAGUAGUUGCCAGAAUACAAUUGCCCAAGAUUCAUAAUCUUCAAAUGGAGCAUGUCUUGUGUGUGUGUGGCGCCAAGGUCUUCACUUUAAGUUGGUUAUGAGACUAAACCCAUCUUUCAUAUUUUACUGAAAUCGUGAAGAUUAGUGCUUUUGUUGGAGGGAGGGGGAAAUAUUUUAGGCCAUUUAAAAGAAAAAAAGAAAAAAAAACUCAACUGUCUAGCAUCGUAGGAUGCAGAAAUGCUAAAUUGUUAUGACUAUGUGGAUAUUUUGGUCAAACCUUCCAGUGUUAGACAUUUGAGAUUUCAUGAUGUACUUUAUGCUCAUAACUGAUGGUUUGGGUGGAGAGUUGGUGUUUAAAAUGUAUAGCAGCGGAACAGAAAACAAAUGUGAUGUAUUUUAUGCAUGUCAAUAAACAUGACAAAUUGGAAGGUGAUACCCCAUUUAAAUAGGAUCAAAAGAUUAUUUUUUUUUUUGUUUAAAUUUUUUUUUGAAGAUGAGCUAUUAGUUAAUCUAUCUUCCAAAACACUGUUAAUAUAGCACUGAAAUAAAUGAUGCAAGCGUCAAUGGAUGACUGAUCAACUAAUAGCUCUGUUAGAAUUUUUUUUUUCUUCAAUAAAGUUGCAUAAACCAAUGUGUUAGCUGCCUGACUUAAUCAAUGUUUGCAACAUUUUCUUUGUACAUUCAACAAAUUUGUGUGUAUAUAAAGUUUUGGAAUUUUGUUAUGUUUGAAAUCAAAUGAUGUAAAGUUCCAGAGAACAAACAUCUUUUCCGAUGUUCAUUUAAAGUUGAUCAGCUUAGUAAAUUCAGAAUCCAACAACUGUCUAGCAUGGACAGCAGUUCCAACAUCUAGUAUUGGACACAGGGCUGGGGAAAGUAAAGAGGCUUUACAGACUUGAAAGGAAGUUUUUAUUAGCUCAAGAUAUGAGACAUUAUUUGGGUCUGUCAUUUUGAUACAUCUGGUACACUCAGCAGAUUCAUUCUUGGAUAAUUUUGAGCCAUCCACAUGCUGCCCUACAGUCUGACUCUGAGGGCUGAUGGUUAACGUUCAUUUGGGCGUACUAACUCUACACAACCCAGUUCUGCUAGCUGUGACAUGUGGGAGUGUUGUCGUCGUAAAGCUUGUUUAAAGUGAUUAUUUUUAUUUUCCCUUUUAUGUGGGAUGUUCAUUAGAUUUGAAAGGCUAAUUUGCUCUGCUGUUUACAAAAACGUAUUUUAGUGCAAACAAAGUUUAAUCUCUAGGUGACUUAUCAUGAAUGAAUAAAGCAGUACUGUCAUUUUUUUUUUUUUUCAUUUCACAAUAAAAGCUGUCUGUGCCAUUUAGUUCUUCCCUUUUUGUUCAAUCGUGGACACCAACCUUCUCUGUGCUCACCAGUUUCUAUGCUUAUGGGGGGCAUUUGAAACAAUUUGUGAUAGAUCUUUGUGCCUGCAAAAGGUGAGUGUGGACCGCUUUUGGUUAGUAUCACUUUUUUUUUUUUUUUUCACAUAGAAUUUUAUUUUGCUAAAUAUGUAAACAAAAAUCACACCUGGAUGAGCUGCAAUGUUGUAGUUUGGUGUGCGGUGUUUUUUUUGUUUUGUUUUGUGGGAGCAAUGCUUCCCCCAAUGUGUAAAAAUGCCUUAAAUAUCUUUCCAUGGUGGCUUUUUUUUCUCCCAUAACUCAGUAUUGUUCAAAUAGCGAACACAUACAACUGUUUGUACAUCUUUUGAUUUGAUAUACAAAAAAGUUUAAUCUCCCACAUGCCUACUGCAGUCGGAUAAAAUAAAUUUUGAAUACAAUGAACUGAAACAAACUAGUAUUCUGCAAACAUAUUAAUGUACUAUUUAAUCUAAACAAAUACUAGAUGAAUGUGGUAUCAUGGCCUUUUGUAAAUCAAAUGUUUGCAAUCACAAUUAAACAAAUUCCCCUAUUUCUGACUGUGUCAAUUGAUAUAGCUCUAUAUUGUUGCGUUCCUUCUAGGUUCUAAGCAUGAUCUAGGUUGAUGAAAAUUAGUAAAUUUAUUUUGCUAUGGUCUAAGGAUCAGUUGGCAAUUUUUUUUUAUAUUUUUUACGUUAAGUCUUAUUAAAUUACAGUCUGUACAUAGAGAAAAUGUGCUUUUAUGUAGGAUAUUUUGGAUGCAGCCAUAAUAAAGACAUUCCAUAAUUUAAAAUCAAGCUUAUGCUUGCCUUACUAGGCAUGUUCUGUUCAUUGGUGUUUUUGUAGUAGAUUACGAUUUGUCUAAACAGAUGCAUAGCAAAUAAUUGUGGUUGGUGCAGUUUGUUACAUUGUGUACUAAAAGUGAG